This is a messenger RNA of Clunio marinus, 240 nucleotides long. Lineage: Eukaryota; Metazoa; Arthropoda; Insecta; Diptera; Chironomidae. The record is from the annotation of a GenBank genome assembly.
AUGAUAGAACGUGAACAAACAGAUGAUUUUCACAUCAUAUCAAAACAGAUUCAAUCUCAAUUCAAUUUAGCACAAUUGGAUGAAUUUCCAUUCAUAACUAGAAAGAAAGAGUAUCUUUGUUUACAUCCUCAGAUCAUGAUAAAUCAAACGAGAUUUUACAAGGCUAGCGAACAUCUCAAAUAUUCCAGACCACAAUCCUUGGGGAGUUAUCAACCUCAUUUGUCAACAUGUCAAAUGUGA